This is a messenger RNA of Lotus japonicus, 603 nucleotides long. RefSeq lists its product as uncharacterized. The transcript is spliced from 4 exons. NCBI's taxonomy places the organism in Eukaryota, Viridiplantae, Streptophyta, Magnoliopsida, Fabales, Fabaceae. Gene Ontology annotation, cellular component: EKC/KEOPS complex. Bases 144 to 431 code for a protein of 95 amino acids. The record is from RefSeq and is a predicted model, not a curated record.
AGUUUAGUUUACCCUAUUUUGGAGUCCCCUGAAACGUUGUCGUUUAAGCUUUGUUUGAGCUUCCCUCGCCCCCACCCCUCAAGAGUUCACACUCUACACCAUUGCCGCUUGAAUUCGUUGCAGAAUUGGUCUUUGGGUCACGCAUGGAUACCACACAAGUCACCAAAUGCCAAUGGGAUUUUAGCUGUGGCCUCGAAGUGGAUUUUGGAUCUGAAGAGAAUGCUUCCAUCGCAUAUGCUGCUUUAGCUGUUGAUAAGGAGUUGCAACCUGAUAAAGUAAAACGACUGAUGACGGUGUCUGAUGGAAAGCUAUCAGUGCGCUUUGAGGCAACAGAAGCCAGAUUUCUCCGGGCAUCAUUCAGUGCUUUUGUAGAUGUCCUUAUACUAGCCACGAAAACAAUUGAAGAAUUUGGUCCAGGAAUGGAGUUGUGAUGUAGCCCUUAUCUCUUAGUUGUUGGAUCAUUAAAAUGUACUGUUAACUUCAACCAUUACAAUGUACCAUUACUUGUUUCUUUAAAGCAAGAAGGAUUUUCAGUUUCGCUUUUGAAUUUGUAUAGAUGAACUAUUUGUGCGAGUGUGAUAUAGCAUGUUUGGAUUUAGAUUC